GAAGAACAUGAUUAAUUGGGAAAUAUCGGGGGCCGAAAAGUCUCCUGUCACGUCGUACAACACCAUAACAAUAUUGACACGGCCACCGAUGACUGGUCAUUUCCCUCACCCACGCCUACACCCCCCCUACACCCCCUAGUACACUGUUUGCCCGCCUGCAUCCUUCCCGUUAUUGCACUGCCGUUAGUGGCCCAUAUCCCGCGAAUCCCAACACCAACACCAGGCUCUACAUUUUUUAACGGAAACUAAACUUGCAUAUUCUCACCUCUUCGAUGUCCACAUCAUAACCUUGGCAGGCCAUCCAUCUCGAGGUCCUCGCACAACUCUAGGUAUCUCCAGCAUAUCGUCUUCGAAGAUGUCUUCCCCAGCAGCAGCAGCGGAGCGCAUCAGCGACGAUGCCACGAACAACACCAUCCCAGCCUCGGACGAGCCCAGGGACAAGGAAGCAGACACCCCCCCGGCCGCGAAGAAGUCCUGGAAGUUCUGGUCCGUCUUCUUCUCCCUGUGUCUGCUCAGUCUAUCGACCUCGAUCGAAUCGACGAUCGUGACGACCGCGCUGCCGAAGAUCGUCGACGACAUCGAUAUGGGCAGCAAGUACGUCUGGGUCGGCAACGCCUUCCUGCUCGCCUCCGCCGUCGUCCAGCCGUUUAUCGGACAGCUGGCGAACGUGUUUGGGCGGCGGUGGCCGCUGCUAAUCGUCACAGCGUGCUUCACGCUUGGCAGCGGUAUCGCGGGCGGUGCUACGAACGCUGGCAUGAUGAUCGGUGGACGCACUGUUCAGGGCCUAGGGUCUGGUGGUAUCUACGUCUUAAUCGAUAUCGUCGUCUCCGAUUUAGUCCCGCUGCAAGAGCGCGCACAGUACGUCGGCCUCGUCCUCGUCACCGGCGCCGUCGGAGCCACCAUCGGCCCCGUCCUCGGCGGCGCCAUUGCCGACGCCAACUGGCGCUGGGUGUUCUACCUCAUGCUCGUCACCGGCGGGCUUUCCCUCAUCUACCUAUUCUUCUUCGCGCACUUCAAGCACGAGGAGAAGCGGUGGAAACAGGCCCUCGCCGAGGUCGACUAUUUCGGGGCCGUUGUAUUCAUCGGCUCCGUCACGUCUCUUCUUCUGGGCUUGGUUAUGGGCGGAGUGGUGUUCCCCUGGAACUCGGCGAAUGUAAUCGUGCCGAUUGUUAUUGGCGCCGUCGGCUGGGCUGCUUUCCAUGUGUACGAGGCGACUAGUUUCUGUAAGAACCCGAUGGUCCCGCCGCACCUGUUCAUGAACCGCACGGCGGCCGCGGGAUUCGUUCUGGCUUUCGAUGCUGCACUGCUUCUCUACUAUGUUGUGUGGUUUCUUCCGAUUUAUUUCCAGGGGGUUCGUGGGGACACGCCCCUGCAGUCUGGUGUUCACCAGCUUCCUUUUAACAUAGUCCUCAUCCCAGCGGCUAUGAUCGGUGGUGGCAUGGUCACUAAGUUGGGGAAAUACCUGCCGUUUCAAUAUAUCGCGUUUGGCAUGAUGGCGAUCGGGGCGGGGUUAUUUACGUUGCUGAAAGCGAGCUCGUCGACUGUUGCUUGGGCGUGGUUUGAGAUUAUCGCUUCGAUCGGGAUGGGCAUGGCUACAACGACUAUCUUACCCGCUAUCCAGGCGUCCCUUACAGACGCUGAUGUUGCUUCGAUGACGUCCAUGUAUGCGUUUUUGCGCAGUUUUGGCGGUAUUUGGGGUGUUACUAUCCCCUCUGUUAUCUUCAACAGCCAAGUCAACAACUUCCUAGAUCGAAUCAGCGACCCCAACGUCCGGAAUCAGCUUGCAGACGGAAAUGCCUACGGAUACGCUUCCACGGGGGCCACGGCAAGUCUUCCGGAAGACGUCAGGAACGAGGUUCUGGGUGUUUAUACCGACGCCCUGAAAACUGUCUGGCAGAUUGCCGUUGCCUUCUCCUUGGCUGGUUUCGUGGUUGUCUUUGCGGUUAAGCAGUUGGAUAUGUCUAGGCAGAACGACACCAAGUUCGGUUUGGAGGAAGACAGGCCGAAAAAAGUCACUGAGAUGGAAAAGGGUGAGAAGAGUGAGGGGAGCGCAACGAUUAUACCGUCGAGCGAAGUCGAGGAGUCAUAACAUGACAGUAAAGGUGAACUGUGAUUAAAAGAAGUUGAUGGACCCCGGGGUACCUACAUAUCGGGAAUGGCCACUGUAUGGGCUAUAGGAGUUUAUCAUUUAUGGGCUGAGAUUCAUGUAUACCUAGCUAGUAUAGACUAUGUCUUUGGAUAUCCAAUUUAGUAAAUUGUUAAUUAUAUUGUUUUUAAUGUA
Molecule: messenger RNA, 2281 nt
Organism: Annulohypoxylon maeteangense
Lineage: Eukaryota; Fungi; Ascomycota; Sordariomycetes; Xylariales; Hypoxylaceae
Product: MFS general substrate transporter
Exons: 1
Coding region: 356-2089 (577 amino acids)
Biological process (GO): transmembrane transport
Molecular function (GO): transmembrane transporter activity
Source: RefSeq, a predicted model, not a curated record